AUGCACGUCCACCUCCUCCUCCCAGCUAUGCAGCUAGCCCUCGCCCUCCUCCCCCUCCACACCCUCGCCAGUCCAGCGCCCAGCGCCGAAAACCACCAGACCGACACCGACUCCCCAAGCCCAAACCCACCCCUCGCCCAGCGCGCCGUGACAACCUGCAAAGUCAUCAACGCAAACUCGGAGGUCAACUGCCGCGCGGGGCCGGGCUUCGACUACGCCAUGCGCACUUUCGUGUAUCCUGGCGGGACUUGGACCUGUCCAUGGGGGGUUGCGGCACAGCAGGCAGAUGCUUUAGCUCGCAGAGGAACAUAA
Aspergillus mulundensis is the source of this 312-nucleotide messenger RNA. RefSeq lists its product as uncharacterized. The transcript is spliced from 2 exons. Bases 1 to 312 code for a protein of 103 amino acids. Lineage: Eukaryota; Fungi; Ascomycota; Eurotiomycetes; Eurotiales; Aspergillaceae. The record is from RefSeq and is a predicted model, not a curated record.